AUCCCGGUCCGCGGUGGGUGGUGGUCAAGCGGUGACAAAAAUAAAAUAAACAUUUUUAAAAUUUUCACGUGUGGUAGUGAAAUGAAGUGGUUUGUUGUUGUGUUGGUGUGCCUCGUGGGAUAUGGAGAAGGUGGGGCAAUGAAAUAUAAACCUGGCGAACAAGAUUCAUCAUGCAUAGAACAUGAAAAAGAAUCACCAGUCCAGAUUGCACAAGUCAUAGAAUGUCAGACUGGAUCCCAAUGGGAGAGCAACUGUCAUUCUUGCGGAUGUUUCUUUGGUGUUGCCAAAUGCAAAAUUAUGGAGUCGUGUGAUAAAGAGUAUGCUGAACCAAUGAGAUGCAAGCCCAACACGGAUUUCGCUCACGAUUGUAAUUGGUGCACUUGCACGGACAAUGGAAUGUUACUGUGCACUUUGGCGGAAUGCAACAAAUUACCCAUACUAAAGGCAUCGGAAGGGAAGACGUGUGCACCAGGUAGUCACUGGAUGAAUCAAUGCAACAAUUGCAGCUGCAUUGACGGCAGGAGCUUCUGCAGUAAGAAGUAUUGUGGAGAGGACAAUGUGUAUCAAAAGACCUGCGCUCCUGAGUCACGCUGGACCGAUGGCUGCAACAACUGCUGGUGCACAUCUAACGGUGACCCUAUCUGCACUAGACGAACUUGCGUCAAUGAUGAUCUUGGAUUGAAUGUAGAUGCGAAAAAUGAAAAUGAACUAAGAAAAACUGAUUCAAGCUUGGUACUUCGAAACCCUUUUAUUAUUCAAAAACAUGGCAACGAUAAUCAACCGCCUAAAUACAAACAUACAAAAGAAACGUACACAGAAAUUGAAGAACACAAUCCUAUAUUCGAAGAAAAUUACGAUUUCGAAGAUCACUAUAUUGACGAUCAUGAUUUUAACCACCUAGAAGCUGCUGAACAAGAUGACGUGAAAUUGGAAGAAGAACAUAAUGUAUUGAAAAGAUCCGUUUGCAAGCCUUCUCAAGAGUUUCAGUCGGAAUGUAAUCAAUGUAAAUGCGCCGCAGAUGGACAGAGUUACACAUGUACUCAAAAUGAAUGCAUGGAUGGAGAUAAAAAUAAAGAAGUUGAAGUAUUUAUAGAAAACGAGGGUGUAGACCACAUUGAACAACAUUCAGUAUGCAAACCUCGUAGUACGUUUUACAUUGGAUGCAACACUUGCCAUUGCAACCCGUACGGCACUGAUUACUCUUGCACCAAUAAGCCUUGUCCGUUGCCUGAAGAUGUUGAGAUUUUCCAUGAGCUAAAGACUCAACUGGACAUGUUCUAUCAUACUUUUAUUUCCAACCCAUCUUUCAAGGCAACAAAGUCACCUACAAAUGUAACAAAAAAGAUCGUCUGUGUGGCAAACAGAAUGUUCAUUAAAGACUGCAAUACUUGUUGGUGUAACGAAGAUGGAACCAGUUUCUUCUGUACGAGGAAAGUUUGCGUUCCAGAAUUCCCAGAUGAGGAUGGGACUGGAGAAGUAAAACUUGAGGAGCUCCGCAUAAUAGAGCGUGAAUGUCGCCCGGAUGAAGUGUUUGAAUUGGAUUGCAACAUGUGUCGGUGUAACCCCGAUGGAAAGUCUUUUUCUUGCACACGUCGAGCCUGUAUAGAACCAGUUGACGAACUAGUGAAGAAGUCUACAUUGUCACGGAAGACCAGAAAUUCCAAGAACGAACAAGCCGGAUCAAAAAAGAACUGCCUCCCGAACCAAGAGUUUCGCAUGGACUGCAACAAAUGCCUCUGCGACCCGGCUGGGCUGGACUUCUCCUGCACCAGGAUCGACUGCUACCAACUCAACAAUAACAAUCAAGCUGAGACUAGAACUAGAAGAGAGGCAACAAGCCCAGAUCAGGAAUGUGUCCCAGGCACCAAGUUCAAGAUGGGUUGCAAUACGUGCCAAUGUUCCUUGGACGGCAAAGUCGCUAUGUGUUCUGUUGCCAACAGGAAUAGAAUUAAGAGAGAGACAGGACCGCCUCCGGCAGAUGACUCUAAAAACUCUCAGAGUGAACAACUUCCUGAGACAAGUAUAGGAGAAAAGAAAGAGCAGACAAGUGAGGUUAAAGUAGAAGCAAAAAGCGUCGUCACUACAUCGACCGAAUCAGAUCCAAAUUUCCGCUGCAACCCCGGAGAACAAUUCAAGCGUGGCUGUAACGAUUGUUCCUGUUCUGCCGACGGGAAGAGUUUCUUUUGCACCGUCCGCUUCUGCGACCAGGACAUCACACCACCCACAUCACGCUAACAGACCAAGAAUGGCGAAACUAUCUUUAACAUCAAUCUUUUCAUCUGUUUUGUUAACUUUUCAAUUUAGUAUCCAUAGUACAAAGUUUAGUUUCGCCUAUUAUUUGUACUUUGUGAGCUAUGACAAAAAUGACAACUUAUUAGAUUGAAGAUAAUUAAUCUCCAUUAUAAAUACUUGAACGUAAAUGAAUGAAUAUCUUUUUCAAUGAAAAAUUCUGCUUAAUGUUAAUAUCUAAUUCACUUAUUUUUAGUAAAGCAGUUUCAAGAACGAUUCAAUUAAUGUCAUACAUGUAGAUAUUUCCAUUUAAGUUUUUAACGUGGAUGGAUUAUGGGGUUUUUACAUUUUUUUUGUAUUUUUUAUGUGUAUGUCUUGUUUCUUUCGUUCAUCAUCUAAUUUGUGAUCAACGUUAGUUUAGUAUUAUUACUUUUUAUUGAUUUCUAUGGUGUUUGAAACAAUAUGUAAUAUAUAUAAGUAACUAACAUUCCUUGCUCCAUUCAAAAAUAGAUAGAACAAAGUUUUAUAAAAAUUUGAAUAGUUGGUUUAUCCUAACGUAUUUCUUUUAGUACUGUAAUCUUAUUGUAUGGAUUUUAUUGUUAUAUUCAUUGACCUGUGGUAGGUCAAUGGUUGUAUUGCAAACUUUGUAAUUUCACAAUCACUUGCAAGUCACGAUUUAUAAGCCGAAUUACAUUUUAUGUUCCUUUUAUGUAAAAUUUAGUUUAUUUUGCCUUUUAUAAUUAUUGUAACUAAUUGUCUAUAUGAGAUCGUAGUAUAGUGCUUUUAAGAUUGCAGUAAUUAUGUGCUUAAGUAUUUCUUUAUUUGUGACACAUUUACUUAUCAAAAAGUACAAUCGUCAAAUUAUCAAAUAUUAUAAUAGUAUUAAAACUUUUAUUUGCUAAACCAUAACCUUUUUAUGUUUUAUGUUUAUACGCAGUUAUUUAAUUCAUUUCACUAUGUAUAUAUUUACAUAAACAUAUACUUACCAUAAGAGAUUCGAUACGAUCAUGUGCAUUUUAGUACAAAGAGUUUGGAUGUGCUUUUGACAAUGUAAGUUAGACAAAUAUCAGAAUAUUAUCUGCUUUUAUAGCUAGUGUUUAGAAAAUAAAUUGUUGGGAUUAAGUUAAUAAUUUGAGAAAGACGUAGUUAUGAUUUUAAAAUAAGGUACUAUGUUUUAGUCUAUAACAAUCGAUUCCCCCAAGGAGAUACUCUAGGUCCUAAAUUGUUUUUACUCUAUUUUGUAAGCAUUGGAAUGGUUGUUUUCAUAUUGUAAUACUUUUCGCGUUAGUGUAUAAGAAUGCUCGGCUAAGUUGUGAUUGUGUGUCUAAUUCAAUUCUUUUUCAUGAUAUUGGUUUUGCUUCUUAUCGUGCUAUUUUAAUAAAAUCGUUAGGCUUUUACCGUAAUUUUUUUCACUAUGUAGAUACUGUUUUUAUAAAUUAACUGUCGUUUAUAGUUUCGGAGUCUAUAGGAAUACUAGCGAAUUGUUCUCAAAACAAAUAAAAUAUUUUUAUCGGUGCCAUCGGAUGCGGCUCUAAAAAGUGAACGAUAUUGUUUUAAUUAAUAUCUAACUGUAGUUCUGACGCUAACAUGGUGUG
Messenger RNA from Hyposmocoma kahamanoa, 3824 nucleotides. RefSeq lists its product as uncharacterized. NCBI's taxonomy places the organism in Eukaryota, Metazoa, Arthropoda, Insecta, Lepidoptera, Cosmopterigidae. Gene Ontology annotation, molecular function: peptidase inhibitor activity; protein binding. The transcript has 16 exons. The coding region runs from base 82 to 2235 and encodes 717 amino acids. The record is from RefSeq and is a predicted model, not a curated record.